UAGGAGCGGGAGAUAGGGAAGGAGGGCGGGCCGGGGAGGAGGGAUGCGGUUCGGCGGAGGCGGCCGCCACAGGGACUCGCCGCCAUCACCUCAGUCGCCUCAGCCGGAGAGGAGCCGCCGCCGGGGCUGCCCGCCGCCGCCCCGCACGUCCGGGGAGAACCUUGGCGUUGAAUGACAAGGCAACAGGGUCUGGAACUGAACCUGCAGUAUCUCCGAGUAAAGCACUCAACUGUGUGGGAUAUUGCGUAAAUCUUAGAAGACUGCAAUAAAGCGGCAAUGUCUCGAGAACCCACCCCACCUCUCUCUGGAGAUAUGUCUACUGGUCCUAUAGCAGAAAGCUGGUGUUACACACAGGUUAAAGUUGUAAAAUUUUCCUACAUGUGGACCAUUAAUAACUUCAGUUUUUGUCGAGAGGAAAUGGGUGAAGUGUUAAAAAGUUCAACGUUCUCAUCUAGCCCCAGUGACAAAAUGAAAUGGUGCCUGAGGGUAAAUCCAAAGGGAUUAGAUGAUGAAAGUAAAGACUACUUGUCCUUAUAUUUGCUUUUAGUCAGCUGUCCAAAAAGUGAAGUUCGAGCAAAAUUCAAAUUUUCCCUUCUGAAUGCUAAAAGGGAAGAAACAAAAGCAAUGGAAAGCCAAAGAGCAUAUCGAUUUGUACAAGGGAAAGACUGGGGUUUUAAAAAAUUCAUUCGAAGGGAUUUUUUGCUUGAUGAAGCUAAUGGUCUUUUACCAGAUGACAAGCUUACAUUAUUUUGUGAGCAUCUCCAGCACUGCUUGCAGAAGAGGAGGAAGCAUUGCACUGGCCUACCUAAAGAACUGCCUCCUCCCCUCCCCUGCAAGUGGUGCUGUAGACAGGUGAGUGUGGUCCAAGAUUCAGUAAAUAUAUCAGGACAUACUAAUACAAAUACUUUAAAGGUGCCUGAAUGUCGACUAGCAGAUGAUUUAGGUAAUCUCUGGGAAAACACAAGAUUUACAGAUUGCAGUUUUUUCGUGAGAGGACAAGAAUUUAAAGCUCAUAAAUCUGUACUUGCAGCUCGAUCCCCAGUUUUUAAUGCAAUGUUUGAACAUGAAAUGGAAGAAAGCAAAAAGAAUCGAGUGGAAAUAAAUGAUGUAGACCCUGAGGUUUUUAAAGAAAUGAUGAGAUUCAUUUACACAGGGAAGGCGCCAAAUCUUGACAAAAUGGCUGACAACUUGUUGGCAGCUGCAGACAAAUAUGCACUGGAACGGCUGAAGGUCAUGUGUGAAGAAGCUUUGUGUAGUAACCUCUCAGUAGAAAAUGUUGCUGAUACCCUUGUCCUUGCAGAUUUGCACAGUGCGGAACAGUUGAAAGCACAAGCCAUAGACUUUAUUAAUAGGUGCAGUGUACUUCGACAGCUUGGGUGUAAAGAUGGGAAAAACUGGAACAGCAACCAAGCAGCAGACAUAAUGGAAACAUCUGGGUGGAAGUCCAUGAUUCAGUCUCACCCACAUUUGGUAGCAGAAGCCUUCCGAGCACUAGCAUCUGCACAGUGUCCACAGUUUGGUAUUCCACGAAAACGGCUGAAACAGUCUUGAAAUCUUCCAUGAACUGUAGAAAAGUGGAAUUGACUUUCACUCCUCCAGGUCCAGAAGGAUUCUAAUACACAAACCAUAAGCAAGAGUUGUUUCUGUUGUCUUGUCCACAGAACAGAAGCUGAAAAAGCAUAUUGCUUGAAUUUCAGGUGGAUAAUUUAUGGUUUAUUCUUCAGCUUUAAAUUAGACUGAUUAUACUCUAAUUCACUUCAAGGCCUUAAAUUAUCUUCAGUGACUUCUCUUGUUCAUAUAUAUACUUCAAUUUUUUUAUUGUGCCUUGUCAUUGUGACCAAGGCUAUGCAGGAUUGCACUAGCUCCAUAAUGCAGUAAUAUUGAUAACUGAAGAUAAUAAGUUUCAAAAGGAUCUUCCAUUAGUUUGAGAAAGGCAAAUGAAUAUGAUAGGGUUUGUCCUAUGCUAUCUCAAAGUUUAAAACUAGGUUUUCCUUAAAAGAGCACUUGUAUUGGAGAUUACUGGUAAUGUCUCCAGUCUAAGUUCUGUAAAUACAGGAGAACCUGCUUACCUUCAAGGUAAGUUAUGGCAAUACACUGCUUCAAUUCUAAUUUAUUUUUCAUUUCAGGGGGCAAAUAUGCAAUGAG
This is a messenger RNA of Eubalaena glacialis (North Atlantic right whale), 2145 nucleotides long. RefSeq names its product speckle type BTB/POZ protein like (gene SPOPL). Gene Ontology annotation, biological process: proteasome-mediated ubiquitin-dependent protein catabolic process; regulation of proteolysis. Gene Ontology annotation, cellular component: cytoplasm; nucleus. The coding region runs from base 277 to 1551 and encodes 424 amino acids. The record is from RefSeq and is a predicted model, not a curated record. Gene Ontology annotation, molecular function: ubiquitin protein ligase binding. The transcript has 14 exons. Lineage: Eukaryota; Metazoa; Chordata; Mammalia; Artiodactyla; Balaenidae.